AUGCAAACAUGGACUCUGUCGGCAGUCAUGGAUUCCACCAUUCCAUGGCAAACCACUUGGAACCUGGAGGCUUUUCGGCAUCAAUUGAUGAUUUCAUCGGCAAGGAGCACGCUGGGAAGCACUGCUGGUGCUGCAAACCUGCUUGCUGUCAGGCAGCCUCAGCCUCAGCCCCAGCCCCAGCCUCAGCCCCAGCCCCAGCCCCAGCCUCAGCCUCAGCCUGCCGACACGCCCAGACCAGAUCAAGACUGA
Molecule: messenger RNA, 249 nt
Organism: Ustilaginoidea virens
Lineage: Eukaryota; Fungi; Ascomycota; Sordariomycetes; Hypocreales; Clavicipitaceae
Exons: 1
Coding region: 1-249 (82 amino acids)
Source: RefSeq, a predicted model, not a curated record